Molecule: messenger RNA, 1514 nt
Organism: Epinephelus lanceolatus (giant grouper)
Lineage: Eukaryota; Metazoa; Chordata; Actinopteri; Perciformes; Serranidae
Gene: tnfsf14a
Product: TNF superfamily member 14a
Biological process (GO): immune response
Cellular component (GO): membrane
Molecular function (GO): tumor necrosis factor receptor binding
Source: RefSeq, a predicted model, not a curated record
AUGUCUCAGUGUGGAUAUCCUUCUGCAUAUGUGGUGGACACCCAUGCCACCCGGCCUCCACUGCCACCCAGGCUGAAUCAGGGGCGACAGCGUGGUAAGGCAACGCAGACCGUGUUGAUCAUGCUCGUGGCCUUGGCUUUGAGCGGCAUGGCCAUAGAGGCUUGCUUCAUCUACCACCUCUACCAACAGGAAUCAGCCGCCUCAGCAUCAGCCUCCAAGAUCAUUGCAGAUCAAGCCAUGACACCAACUAAAACUCCCAGUCUUAUUAUGCCUCCUUCCAAACCGCUUGCACAUCUGACAGACGGACAAGACGUACAUCAUGACAAUGAAAUCAUGGCAUGGAGCAUGAAUGCAGAGCCUCCCCUCUAUGGAAUGAAGUACAUAGACAGCAGUCUCGUCAUUCAGCAGGAGGGCUAUUACCACAUCUAUUCCAAGGUGUUCUUCCACGACACUGGUUUUUUCAACCAUUCUAUUCAUCGGAAAACUGAGCGGUACCCUGGGAAAAGCAUCCCCCUCCUGGUGUCCAGAAAAUACUCAGAGCGGUCCAGCAGAGUACGAUCCAACAGUUACCUGGGUGGGGUGUUUCACCUCACCAAAGACGAUGCGAUUUUUGUGAAAGUGAGCAACACCUCAAAAAUCGUGCGUCACAAAUACUUCGAGAACACCUUUGGCGCGUAUAUGUUAUAAAUAUCACAUUGAUAUAUUCACCAUGAAUCGCAAAGCUUGGAAUAACAGUAAAUAAAAGCUGAGAAUAAAUGUUCGAGAAGCUUCUUGAGGGUUAGUGAUUCUCUUUGUAAAGACGAAGUAGGUCCAUACGUGGACAGAUAGGCAGGUGUGGAAACCUCUUGGUGCCUGAUAGCUUUUUUAUUGAGGGGUGAAACUCUUCAAUUUUUAAGGUAUGUUUGUAACAAAACUUUUCUUCUCAGGGGAUUUUUAUAUGAUUGUGCUUGUAUAUUUUAAACGUAAUCUGGAUAGAUUUUUAUCCUGAGUGUAUGUGUUAUGAAGCGUUCACAUGGAAUCAGGCAGACGGCACCCAAACAACACCCUUUGAAUGGCAUGGGUAAAACAGAUAUGAAGACUAUACGUUGCAAUGCGUAUGUUGAAUUGGUUACAAAGAAUAGAUUAAAGAAUUUAAAAUCAAAUUAUCUUGUGUUUAUUUUAUGCAAUUGUUCCAGUAAUGCCCCAUGUUCUGUCCUUGUUUGAAAGGGCGACAUCAGCUUGUAAAUUCUGUCGUGGAGGAUGGCCAAAAGUUACAUCUACUUCUAUCGUUGCUGGUAUUGUGUGCCAGCCUGAUUUUAUUGUCCUGCCUCCUUCCCUUAAAUUGAUAUCGAGUUUCCCGUCUGCGUGAUUCAGUGUGAACGCAGCCUCUUGUUCAUGCUUAAAUGAAAAACAUAAAAACCAUAUUCAUUAUUGUGUGCUGUAAUACACACUGCAUGCUAUUUAUUUAUUCCUCCAGUAUAUAAUUGCUUUACUUCUGCCGUAUUUAUGUAGAAUGAUGUGUUCAAAAGAUUCAA